This is a messenger RNA of Oncorhynchus kisutch (coho salmon), 1900 nucleotides long. Its product is annotated as ubiquitin-like protein 4A-A. Gene Ontology annotation, biological process: post-translational protein targeting to endoplasmic reticulum membrane; tail-anchored membrane protein insertion into ER membrane. NCBI's taxonomy places the organism in Eukaryota, Metazoa, Chordata, Actinopteri, Salmoniformes, Salmonidae. Gene Ontology annotation, molecular function: protein-folding chaperone binding. The transcript has 4 exons. Bases 614 to 1078 code for a protein of 154 amino acids. The record is from RefSeq and is a predicted model, not a curated record. Gene Ontology annotation, cellular component: BAT3 complex.
UCAGAUUCCCUGUUCUCUCGCGUCGCGCAACAUUGCUCUCGUACCAAAUUGGGACACGGGACACACUUCUUUCAGUGUUUUUCGUACCUAAUUAGCCUAAAUUACUCGCUCAAUAGUAAGGGGGUGUUUGUUCACCAAAGUUUCUUGUAGGUAAAAUCGAGGAUGUCAUGUCAUCAUAUUACAAAUUGGCAUCGUGGUACACAUAGCCCUAUUGCAAAAAGGCUAUAUCUAAGGAUUUUUUUCCUGAAUUUGAUGAGCAGGUUCAACAUUUCUAACAACCUAAUGUUAUAAAUAAAUACUAUUACAGUUGUGUAAUGCUCUCGAUAACAAGAUUAUCAUGAUGACAUUUUUUAAAACAAUUUUAAUAUCAUCAUGCACAAAUUAUCCUUGCACCAAUAGUUCCAUCUAUGCAUUUGAGAGUAACAUUUCUCCAGCCCCAUAAGUGACCGGUCGAACAUACUCCACACAAUAGGGGGCAGCACGCACAUAUUGAGUAGUAAAAGCAGUAGGGAAGUAACUAGAACAUGGAUUGUUGAUAAGGUUCGGCCUGUUGGAAGAAACAACAAACCUGAUAUAAUAACGUCGAAUCGCUCUUAAUUAAACAGUCAAUACAAUGAUUUUAACUGUAAAACCACUUCAAGGAAAGGAGUGCAACGUACAGGUCACAGAAGAUGAAAAAGUAUCCACUGUGAAAGAACUGGUGUCUGAACGUCUGAAUAUACCUGCAAAUCAGCAGCGAUUGCUUUACAAAGGGAAAGCCCUUGCAGAUGAACACCGGUUGAGUGAUUAUUCCAUUGGACCAGAGGCCAAGUUAAAUUUGGUGGUUCGUCCUGCGGGGGAGAGGAGUGGUGUGGCUGGGAUGGCUAGCAGUAGCAGUGCUGUUGGUGGGGUGUGGCAGACUCUGUCCACUGUCCUGGUGAAACAUUUCAGCCCUGCAGAUGCAGCUAAAGUGCAAGAACAGCUUGUCAAGGAUUAUGAACGUUCACUUAGGCAACUCAGCAUGGAUGACAUUGAACGCCUGGCUGGGCGACUGCUUCACCCAGACAGUGAGGGUAUGGACACAUCGUACAUGGAUUGAAGGCCUACUUAUCUGACAUGACAGUAUUCUGGCGAUUCCCAGAGGAGCGGUGGGUCAAUUUUGACAGAUUAUGGCAGGGAAGCUGCAGUGUAAAUUGACUUCAUGCUGAGAAUCCCCAGUGUGAGCCUGAUAAAGGUUUAAUUGUACGGGGAUAAAAUGAACUGUUGACUAUAGUCUUAUUGCAAAGCUUCCACAUUACAGCCUGGCUUAAUUAUAAUUUUCUUUGUUUUCUUCAGUCAUUCCAGUUCAAUUAAUAGGAUAUUUUCACUUGAUCAAAUCAAGACUGCAAUGAGAGCCAAUCCCUUUUGACUGUUGGUCUAAAGUUAUCUGUGGCUGCUACAUCAUGCUACAAGAGGACACUGAGUAAUUAUGGAAGUUCUUAUUUAUAAGCAAUGUGUUUGAAAUGAGUGAUGGUAUGUUUUCUGUAAACUAUCUGUAAGAAGGUGAGUGGUGCCUGUCUGUUCAGCCAUUUGCAGCCAUUGUAUGAUUUGUAAAUAUUGUGUUUAUACAAGCAUUAAAAAAGAAUAACUGUUUUCCCUAAAUUCUAAAUACAGUACAACUCAAUAGGCCUAGCUCUAGUAUGAAAGAAAGCACAAUCUACCUCAAAUAGUGCUGUCAUAAUUGCACCUUUUUAUUCAACUUUAUCAGGACGUUAUUUAGCAAUUUAUAUGAAAUCUAUAGGGGUAUUUAACUUCUACUUACAACCUUAUACAUUUUGUAUAUAGACUUGAUGAGGACCUGCAUAACUAUGCAGUGUUUGUGUAUAUAUACCCAUGGAUGGUUUAAAAAAUAUCAAAACAUAAAGUCUGUGUGUGAGAGAGA